Didymodactylos carnosus is the source of this 1530-nucleotide messenger RNA. The record is from the annotation of a GenBank genome assembly. NCBI's taxonomy places the organism in Eukaryota, Metazoa, Rotifera, Eurotatoria, Philodinida, Philodinidae.
AUGUUCGUGUUAUUUGUAUUCUUAUUGUUUAUACCUAAUUUUAUUCAAACAUGCGAGUUAACAUUUUAUAAAGACGAUGAACAACCAUUGUAUUACAUGUACGAAGGAGACAAAAGACAGAUUGAUGGUUCCCUGAACAAUUGUUCCAAGUAUUUGACAAUCAAAACAAUAUCAACAACGAAUAAUUUAUUAAAAAAAAUGAGUGUUCAAAAUGUAAAUUCGACAUCUGAUGGAACAUUUAUCAAUAUUACUGUUCAAGCUAAACUCCUUGGUUUUGCCAAUGUGACUGUUCAUGUAUAUUUAGAGCGAAAAAAUGAAACAGUAUCGAUCGAUGAGAAUUCAUUAGAAAAUCACGCAUGUAGAAAUUCAUUUCCAUAUAAAGAUGACCUGUUGAGAAAUUGUCCAUCGUUGAUGUAUGAAAAUGGUUCCUAUGUAUUGAAUAAAACAAUCCAAAUAGCUGUAAAACGUCGUCAAACAAUAAUCGAUAUUUUAUUUACAACUAUUGUUGUUGUUCUUGUGGCGAUUGGCACAUUUUGUAUUGGCUGUGGUCUUCUAAUUGAACAAUUAGCAUCCAACAUUCGUCAUCCAUUACCGCUUCUUGUUGGUCUGUUUUGUCAAUUUGUUUUUGCGCCCUUACUAGGCUUCGGGAUUGCUCGAAUAUUAAAAUUGGAUCAUCCGGUGAGUUUAGGUAUUUUAUCCACUGCAAGUUGCCCUGGCGGCGGUAUGAGCAGCAUUUAUACGGCAUUAUUAGGUGGUGAUGUUGACUUAAGUAUUUCUAUGACUUUUGCAACUACAGCUGCAGCAUUUGGUACGUUUCCUUUUUGGAUAUGGGCUCUUGGACGAACAUUCAUCGAUUUUAAACUAGCAAAAUUUCCAUGGUGGAAUAUGUUUUUAUCUUUAACGACAUUAUUAAUACCUGUAUUAGCCGGAUUACUUACACGACGAUACCGUCCAGUUAUGGCUAAUAGAGUGGGAAAAUUUCUAAAUCCAAUUGGUGUUGGAUUUUUAGUUUUUGUGCUAACAUUCGGCGUUUAUAUUAACAUGUAUAUUUUUUACCUAGUUGAUUUUAAAAUGAUAAUGGCAUGCUGUUUUCUACCGUGGUUUGGCUUUAUUGGAGGCGCUAUACUAGGCCUUAUAACUACUCAAGAUAAAAAGAGAGCAAUUGCCAUUUGUAUUGAAACAGGAUUACAAAAUACGGCUGCUAGUAUCUUCUUUUUACGUCUCACAUUUCCUCAACCAGAAUCGGAUAUAGCAUUAACAGCACCUUUGGUCAUAAGUAUGGCUACUCCAAUACCGUUUAUUUUAAUGUUGAUAGCUAAAAGCCUUUAUCUAAAAUGUUGUGCUAAAAAGAAGACAAAUAGGAAAAAUGUCUCAUUAUUGCAACAGAAAACCUUGACCGAAACAAAAAAACAACAUGCAAAAACUUCUCACAUAGAAAAUGAUAAAAAAGGACCGUCUGAUUCUAGUCAAAUAAAAAAUAUGGUAGAAGAAAAUCUUCCCUCGUCCGAACCAUAUCCAUUAUUAGGUUAG